AGGCGAGGAUUCGGGGAUUCGUAUGAUCUUCUCGAGAUUCAGCAUCUCGUUAUCCUGAAAGAGUCCGAGAUUGUGGGGGACACUCGAUCUACACGCCUUAUAAGUUGAAGAGGAACCGACGUCGCUUCCUUGACCCGAGUUCAAAGAGGUCAACGCAAUGGCGUCCCAUGAAGAACGUCAGCGCUUGCUCUUCAUGGCCAAGCUCGCCGAACAAGUCCACAGAUACGACGGUACGUCGUUGCCAUCUUCCCUAUUCUGUUAGGGUUUUAUGCACCGCUGUUGCUUGUCACGCAGAGAUGGCAGACUCGAUGAGGAAGCUGGCGCACCUCGACGUGGAGCUCACCACCGAGGAGAAGAGGUUGCUGUCGGCGGCGUACAAGGAGGUGGCCACGGCCAGGAGGGACUCGUGGAGGAUCCUCGCCUCGAUCGACGACGAGGACGCGAAAGCGAAGGGGCGCUUCUUCGGGGUGAUCAGAGAGUACCGCCGGAAGGUGGAGGCGGAGCUCGCGAGCAUCUGCAACGAUGUGCUGGCCAUGGUCGACGACCACCUCAUUCCCUCCUCGUCCGACGCCGAAUCGUCUGUCUUCUACCACAAGAUGAAGGCAGAUUACUAUCGAUACCUCGCAGAAUCCAAGACGGGCAAUGAAAAGAAAGAGAUUGCAGACAAGUCGCUUAAAGUUUACCAGGCUGCUACCAAAAUAGCUGAAAAAGAGCUAUCUCCGACAAAUCCAAUUCGCCUGGGUUUGGCUUUGAACUUAUCCGUUUUCUAUUACGAGAUCAUGGGCUCACCCGUGCGGGCAUUCCAAGUAGCACAUCAGGCUUUUGAUGAAGCCAUCUGUGGGAUCGACUUGAUGGAUCCAGAAGAACCAUGCAAGGAUAGCACUUUGAUCUUGAAGUUACUGAAGGAUAACCUCGCUUUCUGGAUCUCUGAUGUCAAUACGUUCGUAGACUAGUGAUGUAAGUUCUCUAUGCCAGGAAUGUCAACAGUCAGUGAUGUAAAAGUUCAGUUCUCUUCUUAGUCGG
This is a messenger RNA of Musa acuminata AAA Group (dessert banana), 1023 nucleotides long. RefSeq names its product 14-3-3-like protein D. Lineage: Eukaryota; Viridiplantae; Streptophyta; Magnoliopsida; Zingiberales; Musaceae. Gene Ontology annotation, biological process: signal transduction; intracellular protein localization. The transcript is spliced from 4 exons. Gene Ontology annotation, cellular component: cytoplasm. Bases 168 to 953 code for a protein of 261 amino acids. The record is from RefSeq and is a predicted model, not a curated record.